This is a messenger RNA of Morchella sextelata, 1926 nucleotides long. RefSeq lists its product as uncharacterized. The record is from RefSeq and is a predicted model, not a curated record. Lineage: Eukaryota; Fungi; Ascomycota; Pezizomycetes; Pezizales; Morchellaceae. Gene Ontology annotation, molecular function: ATP binding; protein kinase activity. Bases 1 to 1926 code for a protein of 641 amino acids. Gene Ontology annotation, biological process: protein phosphorylation. The transcript has 9 exons.
AUGCCCGUCAACUACACAAACACGUCGGUUGAUGUUCUAGCAUCCAGUUUCCAGGUGUUGGAGGAACUUGGGAGCGGUAGUUUCGGGGUCGUGUACAAAGCAAUUGAGAAAGAGUCUGGCACAAUCGUCGCAAUCAAACAUAUUGAUCUCGAGUCGAGCGAAGACGACAUCCGGGAGAUACAGCAGGAGAUCUCGGUAUUGAGUAGUUGCGCGAGCCCGUUUGUCACACAAUACUACGGUAGCUUUGUUCGCGGCUUCAAGUUAUGGAUCAUUAUGGAGUAUUUGGCGGGUGGGUCGUGUCUGGAUUUGUUGAAACCGGCGCCGUUCUGUGAAGCACAUAUUGCGAUCGUUAUGCGAGAGCUCCUGCAGGGUCUUGAAUAUCUACACAGAGAGGGAAAAAUUCACCGCGAUAUCAAAGCGGCAAACAUCCUCCUCUCGGGAACGGGCCAGGUCAAGCUUGCCGACUUCGGCGUUGCUACGCAACUUAACAAUAUCAAAUCGCAGCGCAACACAUUCGUCGGCACGCCGUUCUGGAUGGCUCCGGAAGUCAUCUCACAGGAGAACCCGUACUCUUUCAAAGCCGACAUAUGGUCGCUAGGAAUCACGGCCAUGGAAUUGUGCAAUGGAGAGCCACCGCAUUCGACAAUACACCCAAUGAAAGUGCUGUUUCUUAUUCCAAAGGAGCCUGCACCACGCUUGGAGGGUAAUCGCUGGAGUAGGGAUUUCAAAGAUUUUGUGGAAAGGUGUUUAGUAAAGGACCCUAACCAAAGAGCUAGUGCGAGGGAGCUUCUGAACCAUAGGUUCAUUAAGAAUGCCGGAAGAGUCGAAGAGCUGCAGAGCUUAAUUGAGAGGAGGGAGGCUUGGCAGAUGAAGAGGGAGGCUCGGGGUGUAACGAAAUCACACCCGAGGCUUUACGAAGAGACUAUGAACACCUUUGGAGGCCAGCCCGAAGAGAGUUGGGACUUUGACACAAUCCGCACUAACCCUCACUCGGGCACCAUCCGAAUUGACCACCACAAGAACGCCAUGCGAGCCAGCGAAAUUAUUUCAGAACGUAGCAUGAACUCAGCGUUGCAAAAGCUCAACCUCAAUGCUGCCCCCCAAAGUGGCGUCAGUGUCACCGAGGCUCGGAAAGUCUCGGAAUCUACAGCCAAAGCCCAUAACCAGAAGCGCAGGCGAUCUUCAACUGCAAAGAAACCAACUGAGAAGACGGUGUUGGAGUCGACUACCCCUACUAGGACUAAUCAGAAACCUGCUAGGCAGGAGCGGCCAAUGACGGCCGAAACAGAUUAUGGGAAGACGCCGUCGACGGUUCGGCAGUUUAAGAGGGUGCCGGAGAAUACACCUAGGAAUUAUGAGGCGGUUCACCAUCAGGAGAAGGAAUUGAAGCAGGAGAAGGAACUGAAGCUGGAGAAGGGAUUGAAGCUGGAGAGUGAGAAACCAGUGAUGAAUAUUCCGACUACGGAGGAGGGGCAAUUGGGGAGAAAGCUUUUCUCGAAGGUCGUGCAGAAGACGCUUCUUGAGGUCGAAAACAAAGCCAUAAAGAAUGGCAAUUCUGCUACAGCGGCUGCAACAUCUAACCUGGCCGAGGCCUGGAGUCAACUUGAUGCCAUAGAUCCGGAGAGUGGUUACGAGCUCUUGCGCGCAAUGAUGGAUCGUUUCCAGCAGCAUCGACCAAAGCCACAGCCGGAAGCACAAGCCCAAAAUCAGCCUAUUCGACAGUUGGCCAGCUCGAGGCCGUUCCAGAAAUCCCCGGCAGCAGAAGCAGCGGCAAAGAUGAUAACACCAAAGCCUUCCCUCUCUAGUGAAACCUUAACGGCGGCAUCUUCAUCUCCGCCCCCAGAACCGACACCUAAGCUGGCUGAUGUGCUCUAUGGGCGUUGGGUGGAGGGGUUAAAAGGCAGAUGGGGUGCUGUGGCCAAAUAA